AUCAAUUUCUUCAUCCUUAAAUUAAUAUAAGUAAGCUUAAUUUGAAGAAGAAAAAUAAAAUGAUGGGCUCUAAGGCAUUUCUAUUUCUUGGCCUUUCUUUGGCUAUUUUUGUAAUGAUAAGCUCUGAGGUUGUAGCGAGGGAGUUAGCUGAGACCUCAAAGGAAUUGGAUAACAAGAAUGUCAGACAAUACAGAUGCGGCGUAAACUCUGGUGGGUCAAAUAACCGCCUAGAUGACGACUAUAAGUCCCCACAUGAUGAUUAUAACGAUAGAUACAGAUCUCCUGGGUAUGAACCACAUGACAAAUACAACAACGAAUAUAAGUCUCGGCAUGACGGAUAUAAAUUUGCACAUGGAGAGUAUAACAAUGGAAAUAAUCUCCCCCAUGACAAAUAUAAAAUCCCACAUGAAGAAUAUAAUAAUGGAUAUAAAUUCUCUAGUAAUGGAUAUAACCCAGAUAGCGAAUAUAAGUCUCCAUAUGCCGAAUAUAUCCAUUAAGUGACUAUUCAAUUCUCAGAACAAAACAUGUACGAUAAUAAAACUCUCUUACAUACAUAGUGGCAAGGUCAAUACUAAUUAUAGUCUUGCUACUUUAGACCUUGUUGUAAUAAGUAUGAAUAAAACACCAUUUGUUCA
Messenger RNA from Capsicum annuum, 635 nucleotides. Its product is annotated as glycine-rich protein HC1. The transcript is spliced from 2 exons. The record is from RefSeq and is a predicted model, not a curated record. Bases 60 to 497 code for a protein of 145 amino acids. Lineage: Eukaryota; Viridiplantae; Streptophyta; Magnoliopsida; Solanales; Solanaceae.